AUGAUCCACAGUGGUGAGUAGUGCUCGCUCGUGCAUCGGGUGUGCACGAGCUCAGUCUGACGGGCUAUGCGGCCGCCACUGUGUCCCUCCAACUCGCACUUGGGAACGGGUUCGCAUGCCCAGUACUCAUCUUCAACAACUCGGGCAAGCCACGGCUGAGCAAGUUCUAUUCCGUGAGUUGAAUGCUUUGGUUGGACAUUCUCUCGUGCUCCUCCCCCGAGCCUGACCUCCUCGUCGCGCUCUCACUCAGCCGUCGUCGCCUUCAACUCGAGCCGCCAUUCUCGAGCGCAUCUAUUCGCUCGUAUCCGUCCGAGGCGAUACACUCUGCAACUUUGUCGAGCUCCCCUCAGCCAGUGCGUUCGGUCAGAGUCACGACGGCCAAGAGGGGGAGGAACCUGCCGAGGAUCUACGGGUCAUCUACCGUCACUAUGGUUCGUGCUGGCCCCGUCGAGAACAAAAGCUUUCGUAGGUACGACACGAACUGAAACCGACAAGCUUGCAGCCACGCUCUACUUUGUAUUCGUUGUCGAUCAAUCCGAGUCGGAACUCGGCAUCCUCGACCUCAUCCAGGUUCGUCUUCGUGUGUGGGGCGGAUUGCUCGCCAUGAGUAAAGAAAGUCUGACUCCCACGAGUCUAUCUAAUUCCCAUCCGUUCUAGGUCUUCGUCGAGUCUCUCGACCGGUGCUUCGAGAACGUGUGCGAACUCGAUCUCAUCUUCCACUUCGACCAAGUCAGUUCUCGGAAUAGUGCGCAUCGUGCCUCGCAAAGUUCAAAAACUGACCUCACCACCUCCCAACUCUCGAAAGGUCCACGCCCUCCUCAGUUGCAUCAUCACCGGCGGACUCGUACUCGACACUUCGAUCGACUCAAUCCAGGCCUCCUUCUCGGCUCAGACGAAGGCGAGGAAAGCGUCGCAGAGUGGGAACGGGAUAUCGAGCGUGGGGUCCGGCCUGCUGAGCUCGGGCGUGCAAGAGGGGUGGGAUCGGUUAGGCCUGGGAGGGUGA
Messenger RNA from Microbotryum saponariae, 1003 nucleotides. The record is from the annotation of a GenBank genome assembly. Lineage: Eukaryota; Fungi; Basidiomycota; Microbotryomycetes; Microbotryales; Microbotryaceae.